GGUAGGCUGUAGGCAGGCACCUCCGCUCCUGUCCUCUUCUCUCGUCGCUUCCUCCGUCUCUCGGCGUCGAAUCUCCUCCAACCACCGCGCACACUCUACUCGACGCCCGGUGGAAGGAGUUCUCCGGGAUUUGAGCUGUUUCUGCCCUCACCUCCGCUAGGCCGGCGUCGAGUGGAGAUCCAAUCGGAAAUCGAACUGACUUCAUCUUCUGUUGCAUCCCCGUCAGGAUAAGCCAUGCCAGGAGUGAUCACAAAGUUCGCGGUUACAUCCAUGGUGAUGUGGAUGGCCCCGGUUGCGAUCGUUUAUGGGUUCUACUACCAGGCGUUUCCAGGUGUGAGUCGGAUGUCAUCCUCGGCGCAGACACUCGCCAGCGGGUUCCUGGCUGUCAUAUCGGUUAAUCUGGUGAUCGGCUUGUACAUAUUCAUGGCGAUGAAGGAGACUCGACACCAGGAGCCACAGCCAGACCCGACCUUCCUGGCAAACGCCAAAGCGAGUAUCAACCAGCCAACAUCCUCUCAACCGAGUGAUGAUUCCAAGGGGAAGGGAAAGGUUGAGUAAGCCGUAGCAUGUCAUGUUGAUUUUUGGUCUUGUGUAUGUUAAGUGCGUGCUGUUUAGGAGGAAUAGUUGUGCGUGCACGCCAUAACACAACAUCGCAAUCUUUAAAGUUCAUGAUUUUGCUGUAAUUCUUGACAGUUAUGGUCAUGGAGCAAUGUGAAGUUGAAACUUUUGUCCG
Messenger RNA from Zea mays, 733 nucleotides. RefSeq names its product Vacuolar ATPase assembly integral membrane protein VMA21-like domain. Gene Ontology annotation, cellular component: endoplasmic reticulum membrane. Gene Ontology annotation, biological process: vacuolar proton-transporting V-type ATPase complex assembly. The record is from RefSeq and is marked validated. Lineage: Eukaryota; Viridiplantae; Streptophyta; Magnoliopsida; Poales; Poaceae.